This is a messenger RNA of Cavenderia fasciculata, 1464 nucleotides long. RefSeq lists its product as uncharacterized. Gene Ontology annotation, cellular component: mitochondrion. Gene Ontology annotation, molecular function: RNA methyltransferase activity; RNA binding. Gene Ontology annotation, biological process: rRNA methylation. The coding region runs from base 1 to 1464 and encodes 487 amino acids. The transcript has 2 exons. Lineage: Eukaryota; Evosea; Eumycetozoa; Acytosteliales; Cavenderiaceae. The record is from RefSeq and is a predicted model, not a curated record.
AUGUUUAAAUCAAUAGUUCAAAAGACAACUCUUUUAAGGGUAAAUAGUUAUAGUUGUAGUAUAACUCUACAAGUAUGCUCAUAUUCAACGAUUGGAUUCAAGAGAUCUGGAGAUGAUUACAAUAGAAGAAACAAUCGAAACUCGUCUUCUGAAUCUAUAGAAAAUGGUGGUCAAAGAAGAGGAAGAAGUUUCACUCCUAACAACAAUCGAGACAAUAAUAAUAGUAGUAGUAGUACUACUAUUAUAAAAGAUGGUGGUGAUAAUAAUAAUGGAGAACACAAGCAAAGAUUUACAAAACCUUCUCUUGAUUAUCAACAUGAAGAAAAGAGAUCAUCAUCAUUUGAAAAUAGAUCAUCAUUUGAAAAGAGACCAUUUAAUGAUGGUGGUAGUAAUAAGAGAUAUGGAAGAGAUAGAUCAAUUGAUGAUGGUGGUAAUAGGAGUUUUGGUAGAGGAGAUCGUUCAUCUUCUUUCAAAAAGUACAACAACGAUCGUUCUUUUGAUGGUGAAAAGAAUGAUUAUCUAAAAGAAAUGGACCGAAUCAAUCAACAACAAAAGGAAAAAUAUCAAAUUCAAGGUGAAGCAUUGUUUGGUUUGAAUCCAAUUUGGAUUUCAAUAUUUGCCAAUAAUCGUUCAUUUAAUGCUCUCUAUCUUUUGGACUCUACCUAUUCAAGAUUAAAGUUUGGUACUCUCAAAUCAUUAGAUACUCAACCAGAUCCUAAAAGAAAAGGUGAAGUAGUCUUUGAUGGAGAAAAUGAACAAGAAGAAGAAGAAAAUGAAGUUGAAAGAUACAAUGAUAAGAAAAAUGUAAAAGCAGUAAAAGAAAUAAUUAAAAAAUGUAAAGAAUUGGGAGUACCUGUAUACCCAGUUAAAAAACAAUUAUUGGAUACCUUUUCAAAAUGGAAUGUACAUAAUGGAAUGGUAAUGGACUGUUCACCAUUGACUGCUGAAUCAAUUGAUAAACUACAAGUCAUUACAAAGGAAGCAAUGGAUAAACUAAAGUCACCACCAUUGGUUGUUGCACUAGACGAGAUUUGGGAUCCACAAAACACUGGUGCCAUUAUCAGAACCUGUCAUUUCUUUGGUGUCAGCGGUGUUGUUACCACCGACAAGCAUUCCUCCCCGCUCACACCGGUGGCCUCUAAAGCUAGUGCUGGUGCACUUGAAGACACACCAAUCUACAAAACCAUGUCCAUGUAUGGCUUCCUCAAAGGUUCAAAGGAAAAUGGUUGGAAAAUCAUGGGAACUAGCUUAGGCGAAGACAGCAAACCAUUAAAUAGUGUAAAACUCACCCAACCUACUAUUCUUGUUAUUGGCAAUGAAGGUUUUGGUGUAUCGGAUAAUAUUAUUCAGGAAUGUGAUGAAACUGUAAAGAUCCCAGUCUCAAACAAGGCAAACCCCAAACUAGAGAGUUUAAAUGCAUCAGUGUCGGCUGGUAUUGUCAUUAACCAUCUUUUAAAUAAAUAA